Messenger RNA from Colletotrichum spaethianum, 702 nucleotides. RefSeq names its product N-acetylglucosaminyl-phosphatidylinositol de-N-acetylase. Bases 1 to 702 code for a protein of 233 amino acids. NCBI's taxonomy places the organism in Eukaryota, Fungi, Ascomycota, Sordariomycetes, Glomerellales, Glomerellaceae. Gene Ontology annotation, cellular component: endoplasmic reticulum. Gene Ontology annotation, biological process: GPI anchor biosynthetic process. The transcript has 2 exons. Gene Ontology annotation, molecular function: N-acetylglucosaminylphosphatidylinositol deacetylase activity. The record is from RefSeq and is a predicted model, not a curated record.
AUGUCACGGAAGACUGCCAGCCAAAUCAUUCCCAGAUCCUGCCGUUGGCUUGUAGCCACACGUAGCCGUCGCCGGAUCAUUAUCCGUAUUCUUAUUGUCUUGCUGCUGGGCCCUGUUCUCUUACAAUGGGCUCUAGCAUAUCUUUUGGGUGGCGAUGCACGGCUGCUUCCACAUGAGCUGCAACAUGCUCACAGCAUCUUGUUCGUGACGGCGCAUCCCGACGAUGAGUGCCUCUUUUUCGCACCAAGCAUUCUAGGUGUGCUGGAGAGGGAUCAUAACAUUAGGGGUGGACUGUUAGUUAUGUCUGUUGGUAACAACUACGGGAUAGGCGAGAAGCGGAAACAGGAACUGAAAGGAUCAUGCGACGCUCUCGGAAUCGAUCCGUCAAGAUGUGUGGCGUUGGACCACCCUAAGCUUCAGGACAACCCUACAGUUUGGUGGGAUACGGCUCUUAUCCAGUCCAUCCUAGAAGAUUAUGUCCGCAAGUGGGACGUUAGCGCUGUGAGCCUGAUGCACCUAGGUGUUUCCUCCCAUUGGGCAAACAUUGACUUAUUUAAGAUUGUCACAUUUGAUGAGAAUGGCGUCUCUGGGCACAUUAAUCAUCGCGCAGUAAGCGCUGCUGUAAAGUACGUGCAUUUUCAUGGGUGUUCUUUUGACUAUUCAAUGCCGCAAACCCCCGCUUACGGUUAUGGCUGUUUCUAG